UGCCGAGACACUCCUGGGGGGCCAAGCAGAUAACGGGGUCCGGGCGUCUGGUGUGUGAACACCCCAGGUCUAUUCUGGAUAGCAGGUUUUGUGAAGACAUUUAUUCUUUCUUGGACCUCAGAUUUCCCAGACAUCUCAUGGGUUUGUGGAUGCACUUAGAUGUUUGCAAUGAGCACUGUGGCUGGCAUGCCCCAGUGUUUUGGAUACCAAUGCAUAGGACUCCAUAGUAAUCGAAUUUACCAGAGGCGAACGUCAUGAGCAUAGUGAUCCCUUUGGGGGGUGAUAAAGCAGAAGCAUCAUACUUGGAAAUGGCUGCAGGCUCAGAACCAGAAUCUGUAGAAGCUAGCCCUGUGGUAGUUGAGAAAUCCAACAGUUAUCCCCACCAGUUAUAUACCAGCAGCUCACAUCAUUCACACAGUUACAUUGGUUUGCCCUAUGCGGACCAUAAUUAUGGUGCUCGUCCUCCUCCAACACCUCCAGCUUCCCCUCCUCCAUCAGUUCUUAUUAGCAAGAAUGAAGUAGGCAUAUUUACCACUCCUAAUUUUGAUGAAACUUCCAGUGCUACUACAAUCAGCACAUCUGAGGAUGGAAGUUAUGGUACUGAUGUAACCAGGUGCAUAUGUGGUUUUACACAUGAUGAUGGAUACAUGAUCUGUUGUGACAAAUGCAGUGUCUGGCAACAUAUCGACUGCAUGGGGAUCGACAGGCAGCAUAUUCCUGAUACAUAUCUAUGUGAACGUUGUCAGCCUAGGAGUCUGGAUAAAGAAAGGGCAGUGCUCCUACAGCGCCGGAAAAGGGAAAGUAUGUCAGAUGGUGAUACCAGUGCAACUGAGAGUGGUGAUGAAGUCCCUGUGGGCUUGUAUACUGCAUUUCAGCACACUCCAACCUCCAUUACCUUAACUGCUUCCAGAGUGUCCAAGGUCAACGAUAAAAGAAGGAGAAAAAGUGGGGAGAAAGAGCAAAACAUUUCAAAAUGUAAAAAGGCUUUUCGUGAAGGAUCUAGAAAGUCAUCAAGAGUUAAGGGUUCAGCACCAGAAAUUGAUCCUUCAUCUGAUGGUUCAAAUUUUGGAUGGGAGACAAAAAUCAAAGCAUGGAUGGAUCGAUAUGAAGAAGCAAAUAAUAACCAGUAUAGUGAGGGUAUUCAGAGGGAGGCACAAAGAAUAGCUCUGAGAUUAGGCAAUGCAAGUGACAAAAAAGACAUGAAUAAAGCAGAAUUGAAUAUCAACAAUUUACUCUUCAAACCUCCUGUAGAGAGCCAUAUACAAAAGAAUAAGAAAAUUCUGAAAUCUGCCAAAGAUCUGCCUCCUGAUGCUCUUAUUAUUGAAUAUAGAGGGAAGUUUAUGCUGAGAGAACAGUUCGAAGCAAAUGGGUAUUUUUUUAAAAGACCAUAUCCUUUUGUUUUAUUCUAUUCUAAAUUUCAUGGGCUAGAAAUGUGUGUUGAUGCAAGAACUUUUGGGAAUGAGGCUCGGUUCAUCAGGCGUUCUUGUUCACCCAAUGCAGAGGUGAGGCAUGAAAUUGAAGAGGGAACCAUACAUCUUUAUAUUUAUUCUAUCCAGAGUAUUCCAAAGGGCACUGAAAUUACCAUUGCCUUUGAUUUUGACUAUGGAAAUUGUAAGUACAAGGUGGAUUGUGCAUGCCUUAAGGAAAAUCCAGAGUGCCCUGUUCUGAAACGUAGUUCUGAAUCCACGGAAAACAUCAAUAGUGGUUAUGAGACUAGAAGGAAGAAAGGAAGAAAAGAUAAAGAUAUUUCAAAGGAAAAAGAUACACAAAAUCAGAAUAUGACUUUGGAUUCUGAAGGAACAACCAACAAAAUAAAGAGCUCAGAAACGAAGCAGAGAAAACUUUCUCCACUGAGAUUAUCAGUAUCAAACAAUCAGGAACCAGAUUUUAUUGAUGAUAUAGAAGAAAAAACUGCUAUUAGCAAUGAAGUAGAAAUGGAGUCAGAGGAGCAGAUUGCAGAAAGAAAAAGGAAGAUGACAAGAGAAGAAAGGAAAAUGGAAGCAAUUUUGCAAGCUUUUGCCAGACUUGAGAAAAGAGAGAAGAGACGAGAACAAGCUUUGGAAAGGAUCAGCACAGCCAAAACAGAAGUUAAAGCUGAAUGUAAAGACUCACAGACUGCCAGUGAUGCUGAGGUUAUUCAGGAACAAGCAAAAGAAGAAACCGCUAACAAGCCUGCCCCUGCCAGAGUAAACAGAGCUAAACAGAGGAAAAGCUUCUCUCGCAGUAGGACUCACAUCGGACAGCAGCGCCGGAGACACAGAACGGUCAGCAUGUGCUCCGACAUCCAGCCUUCCUCGCCCGAUGUUGAGGUCACAGCACAGCAAAACGAGAUAGAAAACACUGUGCUAGUCAUAGAGCCAGAAACGGAAACUGCAGUGGCGGAAAUAAUCCCUGAGGCUGAAGUUCCAGCACUUAAUAAAUGUCCUCCGAAGUACCCCAAAACAAAGAAGCACUUGGUCAGUGAAUGGUUAAGUGAGAAGAAUGAGAAGACAGGAAAACCUUCAGACAGCCUUUCUGAAAGGCCGCUGCGCAUAACUACAGAUCCAGAAGUGUUAGCUACACAGCUCAAUUCUCUGCCCGGUCUCACCUACAGUCCUCACGUGUACUCUACUCCUAAGCAUUAUAUUAGGUUUACAUCACCAUUCCUUUCAGAAAAAAGGAGAAGGAAAGAACCUACUGACAAUGCUUCUGGCUCAUGCAAAAAGCGAUGGUUGAAACAGGCUCUGGAAGAAGAAAAUUCAGCAAUUUUACAUAGAUUUAACUCGCCUUGUCAAGAAAGAUCCAGAAGUCCUAUAGUCGAUGGGGAAAAUAAAAGCCCACUACUAUUUAAUGAUAGUUGUUCCCUUCCAGAUUUAACUACACCACUAAAAAAACGAAGACUUUAUCAAUUGCUAGAUUCUGUUUACUCAGAAAGCUCCACACCUACUCCUUCACCGUAUGCCACACCAACUCAUGCAGACAUUACUCCUACGGACCCGGCAUUUGCCACUCCUCCACGGGUAAAAUCAGACGAUGAGACCUGUAGAAAUGGUUACAAACCCAUAUAUUCACCAGUCACCCCGGUAACACCGGGCACACCAGGAAACACCAUGCACUUUGAGAAUAUUUCUUCCCCAGAAAGUUCUCCAGAAAUAAAGAGACGCACUUACAGUCAAGAGGGAUAUGACAGAUCUUCAACCCUGUUAACAUUGGGGCCUUUCAGAAAUUCCAGUUUAACUGAGCUGGGUCUGCAAGAAAUAAAGACUAUUGGUUACGCCAGCCCUAGGAGUAGGACCGAGGCCGGCAGGCCGGGCAUGGGCGAGAAGGAGCCGGCGUCGGAUCUGCACCUGGGCCUGGACGCGGUGGAGCCGGCCGCCUUGCUCCAAGCCCUGGAGGCGCCUGCCCACGACAGGCCCGAGCCGGCCGCGCUGUACCCGUCCUGGGUGAAGUCUCCCGACAGAGCCGGUGUCUUCUCCGUCAACUCCAACCUCAGGGACCUGACGCCCUCGCACCAGCUGGAGGUUGGAGGCGGCUUCCGAGUAAGUGAGUCCAAGUGCCUGAUGCAGGACGACGCCAGAGCCGCGUUCCUGGAGGCGGCUGUGUUCUGCACCGCCGAAGACGGGCUGCUCUCCGGCUUCGGACGGACCGUGACAGACGCGCUCAUGGACGGCAGCUGCACUCCCCAGAAUCCGCCCCAGAAGAAAAAGAGUCCAGUUGGCAACUUUGUGGGAAGCAAUGUAGUAUAGUGGAAAGAGCACGGGCUUUCAAGUAAGACCUAGGUUCGAAUCCCGGCUCCAACACUCACCAGCGGUGUGGCCUUGAGUGAGUGAGUUACUCAAUUUCCUCCUCUGUAAACGGGGAUGAUAAUAUACCUAUUGCCUAGGGUUGUUGUGAGGAUUAAAUGAGAUAAUGUUAUGUAAAUCCUAUACAACAAUGCCUGACGUAUGGUAGGCAUUUGAUAAUUGUUAUUUACUGGAAAUCAAAUUAUUUUAGAUAACUUUCCUAAUGUAAAUUUAGUAAUUCUCUUUAGAAAAAAAUAGAUUCAGACCUGUAAGUCAAGAAUAAAAGGUC
Molecule: messenger RNA, 4050 nt
Organism: Fukomys damarensis (Damara mole-rat)
Lineage: Eukaryota; Metazoa; Chordata; Mammalia; Rodentia; Bathyergidae
Gene: Kmt2e
Product: lysine methyltransferase 2E (inactive)
Exons: 23
Coding region: 255-3725 (1156 amino acids)
Molecular function (GO): protein binding
Source: RefSeq, a predicted model, not a curated record